This is a messenger RNA of Terrapene triunguis (Three-toed box turtle), 1330 nucleotides long. Its product is annotated as uridine-cytidine kinase 2. Gene Ontology annotation, cellular component: cytoplasm; cytosol. Lineage: Eukaryota; Metazoa; Chordata; Testudines; Emydidae. The transcript is spliced from 10 exons. Gene Ontology annotation, molecular function: ATP binding; kinase activity. The coding region runs from base 383 to 1255 and encodes 290 amino acids. The record is from RefSeq and is a predicted model, not a curated record.
CAGCCCCUCUCGCAAAGGCGGGGGUCCUCCCCAAAGCCCUGUCUGGAGGAGCCCGUCCCGCGCUGAUGCCAUUGUUGGCGGGUGGGUGCUUCCUGGGACCCGCCCCGCUGGCAGGCAGUGCGGAGAGCCCCCGGGCUGUCGCAACCCAGGAGAGCCCAGUGCUGCCUUAGCAAACAGACAGGACCUUCUGUCCGACAGGGGCCCAAACCUUGUGGAAGGGUGGGAAAGACUUUGGCUGACUAGGGUCCCAUAAGACUGACAGAACUUCCUUACUUGGCACUAGCAGAAGUAGAGCACAACUGGUGCUGAGGUGGGACCCUCUGACAUUACAAGAAACACUCUGCAGGGAUGUGGGGACAGGAGAGAUGGCACUGAUGAACAGAUGACUCCAGUUCCUCUCAGUGCUUCCUUCUCUCACAAUUCCCCCCCAAGGCGCCUGGUGAGCCGGAGACUGAGCAGCGGCAGCAGCAUGGCAGGGGAUAGUGAGCAGAGCCUGCAGGAGCACGAGCAGCCUGGCGGUGGGGAGCCCUUCCUGAUCGGGGUCAGCGGCGGCACAGCCAGCGGCAAGUCAUCAGUCUGCGCCAGAAUCGUCCAGCUACUGGGCCAGAAUGAAGUGGAUUAUCGCCAGAAGCAGGUGGUGAUACUGAGUCAAGACAGCUUCUAUCGGGUCCUUACCUCUGAGCAGAAGUCCAAGGCACUCAAGGGCCAGUUCAACUUUGACCACCCAGAUGCCUUUGACAACGAGCUCAUCGUCAAAACGCUCAAAGAGAUCAUGGAAGGGAAGACAGUCCAGAUUCCUGUCUAUGACUUUGUUUCCCAUUCCAGGAAGGAGGAGACGGUAACUGUGUACCCAGCUGACGUGGUCCUCUUCGAGGGCAUCCUGGCCUUUUACACCCAGGAGGUCCGGGAUCUCUUCCGGAUGAAGCUGUUUGUGGACACGGACGCAGACACCCGGCUGUCCCGCAGAGUGUUACGAGACAUCAGCGAGCGAGGCCGGGACCUUGAGCAAAUCUUGUCUCAGUACAUUACCUUCGUCAAACCAGCCUUUGAGGAAUUCUGCUUGCCAACCAAGAAGUAUGCUGAUGUGAUCAUCCCCAGGGGGGCAGAUAAUGAAGUGGCCAUAAACCUGAUCGUGCAGCACAUCCAGGACAUUCUGAAUGGAGGACACAGCAAACGCCAGAUCAACAGCUGCCUGAAUGGCUACACCACUCCGUGCCAGAGGCAGCCUUCUGAGUCAAGUAGCCGGCCACACUGACCCCAGACAUUGGGGUGAGGUUGGGGGUGGAUGGUGGUUGGGCUCUGCUGCAGCUGAUCUGUCCGUACUGUGUCC